Messenger RNA from Carassius auratus (goldfish), 3365 nucleotides. RefSeq names its product protein Jade-1-like. Gene Ontology annotation, cellular component: histone acetyltransferase complex. The record is from RefSeq and is a predicted model, not a curated record. The coding region runs from base 806 to 3244 and encodes 812 amino acids. NCBI's taxonomy places the organism in Eukaryota, Metazoa, Chordata, Actinopteri, Cypriniformes, Cyprinidae. The transcript is spliced from 12 exons. Gene Ontology annotation, biological process: regulation of transcription by RNA polymerase II.
UUGUCUGAAUCACACGUGACUUCGCAUAAUGUUCCCUCGUGAGAACUCUGCACGUGUUCGUGUUGUAAACAUUAGGUGCUACAAAGUUGCUCGGUUGAGCGAGAAAAAAAAAAGGUGCAGCUGAAGCUGUCAUGAACAGCGUUUCCUCUUCGUGUUCGUCCGUGGCUCCCCCCUCGGAUUAUUUCUGCGAACCGCCCCGUUCACUCAUUUGGGGAGAGAAGAAGACUUUCUUCUUCAUGCUCGCUUCUUGAUGGACGUUUUCAAACUUGACAGGUUACGCGCCGCGUGUUUCUCCGCCGUCCGUGACGCUUCCGAGGAAUAACGGAGUUUUCUUCAAUCGCUGCUAACGGAAAUUUUUUGGUACGUCAUUAAUAUGGCGCCAAAAGAGUUAUAAGUGUGAGCUUGUUAUGUUGCUUUCGCUCGAGAGACGCCUCUCCUCAGCCGCUCGUGUUUACGCAGGAAUAUGGAACGCCAAAGCGGACAGAAAUGAAAUUUAAACGCGCGUCGCAAUUCGUAAACGCUUUCGCGAUGGAUUGUCACGUUAUUGCGCUUCACUUUGCAGGAUUCUGAGGAAAAACUGAAAAAUAAAAACACAAUUUUGGGGAUGACGAAUAAAUAAGUGUGUGGUGUUGAACAGCGAUUUCACGAAGUCGUCGUCGGAUGGGCGCUGCUGUGGAUUCAAUCCGCCGACAGUAACUUUUAUUUCUGUCUGUGGAGGGGAAAUUCGUCUACAUGUGCCUGGCCUCAGAUGAUCCCCUGAUCUCGGUGCAUCGAGGACAUCCCUCUAGUGCAAACUGCAUAUAAGAUGGAGAGUGAGACGAAGAGGAGGAAAUACUCCACCAGUAGCAACGACUCGGACACCACCGACAGUCAUGUGACCACCUUGUCACGGUCCUCAAAGAACACAGGGACCAGCAGCACAUGGAUACGCCAUGAGCAGAAGAGACCGUCUGAGGUGUUUCGGACCGAUUUUAUUACAGCCAUGAAGUUGCCUGAUUCAGCUCAACUGAGCCCAGAGGAGUUUUACUUCCUCUCCGACCCCUGGAGGCAGGAAUGGGAGAAGGGUGUUCAGGUGCCAGCUAAUGUGGAAGCCAUCCCUGAACCUGGAGUCAGGAUGCUUCCGGAGGUCAAUCGAAUCCCAUUCUUUUCACCGAUCCAAGCCAGGGGUCAGUCAGAGUUUGGCUUCGGAGAGUCACAUGGUCUCACGGAGUCGUUGAGUUGUUACAAUCUUGAUGAUCUGGAUGUGACCUGGCUUGAACUGGUUAAUGCUGAAUUUAGACAACUAGCACUUCCAGAGCUGGACGAGCUGACCAUGGAGCAGGUCGUGGUGGAGCUGGAGAACCGGUGUCAGCAGAAAAUGAAGCAGGCCAUCGAGACCGAGGAGGGUCUGGGCAUCGAAUACGACGAGGACGUGGUUUGUGACGUGUGCCGCUCACCUGACGGCGAGGACGGCAAUGAGAUGGUCUUCUGCGACAAAUGCAACGUUUGUGUGCAUCAGGCGUGUUACGGGAUCUUGAAGGUGCCGCAGGGUAACUGGUUGUGCCGAACCUGUGCCCUCGGAGUGCAGCCCAAAUGUCUGCUCUGUCCCAGGAGAGGAGGAGCUCUGAAACCCACACGCAGCGGAACCAAGUGGGUCCACGUCAGCUGUGCCUUAUGGAUCCCUGAGGUGAGCAUUGGCUGCCCUGAGAAGAUGGAGCCUAUUACUAAAGUGUCCCACAUCCCGGCCAGCCGCUGGGCCCUGUCCUGUGGUCUGUGUCGUGAACACACAGGCACAUGUAUACAGUGCUCCAUGCCGUCCUGCAUCAUGGCCUUCCACGUGACCUGUGCGUUCGACCACGGACUGGAGAUGUGCACCACACUGGCAGAGAACGACGAGGUGCGCUUCAAAUCCUACUGUCUAGAGCACAGCAGCGUCUCGCGCUCCAAAAACAGCGGGAAUGUGGACAGACCCGAAACACGCCAUGCUGUCUCCGAUCUGUCGGGGACGCAUUUGGAUCGUUUGAAGCAGGACCAAGCAGAACAGGAGAAAGCCAGCCAACGCAAGCAGAAGCUGCAAGAGCUCGAAGAUGAGUUUUAUAGAUUCGUGGACCCUAAGGAAGUCGCAGAAAGCCUUUCUCUGCCAGACGCUCACGUGGACUUCCUCUUCCAGUACUGGAAGCUGCGACGAAAGGCCAACUUUAACCAGCCACUGGUGGCCAUCAAGAGAGACGAGGUGGACAAUCUGGCCCAGCAGGAGCAGGACGUUUUAUAUCGUCGUCUGAAGCUCUUCACUCACUUGCGUCAGGAUCUCGAGAGGGUCAGAAACUUGUGUUGCAUGGUCACACGGCGAGAGAAGAUCAAACACUCUUUAUGCAACCUGCAGGAGAAGAUCUUUACCUUGCAGAUUCAGCUCCUAGAGAAGAACCUGACUGGAGACAAAACUCGGAGAGGGGAGAAGAUUCAUCGCAAUGGAGUCAGGGAUCGAGUGAGAGAAAGAAGGAAGUGUAGUCCAGAAAAGAAAGACAAAUGGAGAUCAGAUGACAAAUCUCUAUUCACACAGUUGGGUUUCUCCAAAUCCUUCCCGCUGGACGGCUCUCUGUUUGACAGCUGGCUGGCUCAGUCCAUUCACAUCACAGCAGAUAACAUGCUGAGCCAGUGGUCUCUGUCCGGAGAGACGCGCCACCCGUCCGUUAGCCUCCUGUCAGACCAGCUCCUGCAGGGCGAGGAGAGCCUGCUCAGUCUCAUGAUGGACCACUCCAUCAAGUCCACCUGGAAGACGCCCCAGCUGGGCCGCAAGCCGAGAGGAGCGCCGCGCAGCCGCAGGAAACCCGUCUCGCUCCCAAGGAUCGGCUCCGCGGUUAGAGCCAAGGCAGAGAGAGCAGGUCAUGUUCAGCAUCAUCACACCCACAGCGACGGCAGACCGGACCCGCUGCAGCCAGCCAUAUCCAAAAUGGACUCGUGCCACAUUUCCGAAGAGCUUGGCUCUUGCGGAUUCGAUGUGGAUACGGAGAGCAGCAAGCGCUCGCAAACAGCCUUGCGUCUGCGUCUCCCUAGACAGAGCAAGUCACGCUCGAAGAGCCACUCGACGGAGACCUCCCUUCCCAAGAGCACUGGGAACAACACUCUCCACACUGAAACACACGGCUAUUUCUCUGACGCCGAGCCGAGCGACAGUGAAUUACGCUCGUUCAGCCGGGAGCUGCGCUUGCCCCAACUGCAUGCUGGGAAGGAGGAGGUAGUGCGGCGAAGCGUGCUUGCCUCCUAGAACCAUUUUCGGAAGCCUGUUUCUCUCCCGUUUAAUGUUUUUAAAGAAGUCUCUUCUGCUCACAGAGCUUGCAUUUAUUAGAUCGUAAAUACAGGAUAAACAUUAACAUUUUAAAAUAUUU